AUGGCAGAGAACAUUGCUUUUAGGGGCAAAUCCACUGACGACCCUAACAAGCAUAUCACCAAGUUCAUCCAGAUUUGCAACACAACAAAGAUGAAUGGAGUUACAGAUGAGCAGGUUCGACUAAGGCUGUUUCCUUUCUCAUUAGAGGAUUCAGCAAAGGAUUGGUUGGAGAGUUUGGAGCCAGGAUCGAUUAGAACAUGGGAUGUUAUGGAAGAGAAGUUUUUAGAAAAGUUUUAUCCCCCAAUGAACCCUGCGGAGAAUAUCAGAGAAGCAUGGGGGAGAUUCAAAACCUUGAUGAAGCGAUGUCCCAACCAUGGGUUAACCCCGACAGUUCAAGUCAUUACAUUUUUUAAGGGAUGCGUGCCUGAAGCACAACGGGAGUUGAACUUGAGCUCAGGCGGUAAUUUUCUCAAGAAAGGAGUGAAUGAAGCCAUGGAAGUGAUUGAGGAGCUCGCAUCUAAUGACGAAGGAUGGAGCAACGAAAGGAGUAAGGUGCAUAGAGUGGCUUCUACUACAGAUCAUAAUCCUAUGAGUGCCCUAUCCAACAAGUUGGAUGCUUUGACCAUGAAAUUUGAUUGCAUGAUAAUGGGGAAACCUUCUCAAGAGCCCCAAGGAAGUAUGGAGGACGUGAACUAUAUGAAUCAAGGGGGCAACAAUAGGUACUACAAUAAUCCACGCCCCAACUUUCAUGGUGGAGGAUAUAAUCAGUACGGGAACACGGGGCAUCCCAAUCUCUCUUAUGAGAACCCCAAUAAUGCUCUGCAACCACCCCCAGGGUUCACAGUUACUGAUGGAGUGGUUAAUGAUCCGAAGAAGAUGACCACGGAAGACAUACUCAAGUCUUUCAUGCUACAGUCCAACAAGCUCAUGGAGCAGAACAAUCAAAGGAUGGAGAAAGUUGAGAAAGAUGUGCAA
Molecule: messenger RNA, 915 nt
Organism: Salvia splendens (bonfire salvia)
Lineage: Eukaryota; Viridiplantae; Streptophyta; Magnoliopsida; Lamiales; Lamiaceae
Exons: 2
Source: RefSeq, a predicted model, not a curated record